Messenger RNA from Anas platyrhynchos (mallard), 4269 nucleotides. It is a transcript of the gene ANO9, whose product is annotated as anoctamin 9. NCBI's taxonomy places the organism in Eukaryota, Metazoa, Chordata, Aves, Anseriformes, Anatidae. Gene Ontology annotation, molecular function: chloride channel activity; protein dimerization activity. Gene Ontology annotation, cellular component: plasma membrane. Gene Ontology annotation, biological process: chloride transmembrane transport. The record is from RefSeq and is a predicted model, not a curated record.
UGCCGAGCAGAAGCAGCUCCCUCCCAAGGCAGGAGGGUGUCCCACACGGAAGUCACCACUCCCGUUCACAUGAGACCUCAGGCAGAGGUGCUGGGGAAGCCGACCACCUCCUGCCAAAAAACCUCAGGAACCUCGCAGCCCGCUCCACCUGCAGCCUCCGCCACAGCACCGGCCUGACAAGACAGCUCCCGAGGGACCAGGAGGAGCCAAAGGAGAGCAGGUGGUGGGAAGAGAAAGACUUCACCAUGCAGGAUGAAAUUCUGUUGACCCCCUGGAGAAAUUUUCCCUUUGAAGACUCAGAUCCAUUUGCCUCUGCGGAUGAAGAGAAGUGGGAUUUCGUCCUCGUGAGCGACAUCCACGAAGUGGGCAGCACGAAGGAGAUCAAGAGGAAGAAGUUCCUGGAUGAGCUGAGCAAGAAGGGGUUCGCCAUCAAGAAAAUUGAGGACAAGAAGCUAUUUUAUGGGGUCCGUGCCCCGAAACAUAUCUUCCGGAAAUACCAGUGGCUCCUGAGGAACCCUCAGGACAGCCGGCUGCAAGACUCCGAUGCCCAUCAUGACAUACCAGUGACGACCAGGAUACGGAUUGUGAACUUCAUCUUGCAGAACACGGUCACACCUGACCUCGAGAAGCUGCGUGACCUGAUAAAGAAGAACGUUUUUGAGGCAAUGUUUCCACUGCAUGAGAAAGAAGAGGUAAGAGAAUUCCUAAAGGAGAAGUGGGCUCGCUGGAGAGAUAUAUUUUGCCAACAGCCGAUUGAGAAGAUCAGGUGCUAUUUUGGUGAGAAGGUGGCCCUGUACUUUGCCUGGCUUGGCUGGUACACCUACCUGCUGGGGUUCGCUGCGUUGAUGGGCCUGGUGGUCUUUGUGGCUGGGAUUACUGUUUUCAACUCCAGCCAGGUGAGCAAGGAGAUCUGCGAAGCCAAUAACACCAUCAUGUGCCCACUCUGCGACCAGAAGUGCCCGUUCUGGCUGCUCUCUGACACCUGCACCUAUGCCAGGGUCACUCACAUGAUUGACAACGAGGGGACAGUUAUAUUUGCCAUGUUCAUGGCCAUCUGGGCCACCGUGUUCCUGGAGCUGUGGAAGAGGCAGAGAGCCACCGUGGUCACCAACUGGGACCUGUACAUGUGGGAUGAGGAUGAGGAAGAGCUGGCUUUGGAGCUGAUCAAUAAUUUGCAGCACGAACCUCGGCGGUACCAGCACUCCUACUUGCGCAGCACCAUCGUCCUCAUCUUGGCUCUGGUCAUGAUUGCUGUGCUGAUCGGCAUUGCCCACGCGCUCGUCAUUUACCGGGUGGUCGCGACGGCUUUCUUCACCCAGAGCGACUUUGAAUUCCUCCGCGAGCAGGCCAACACGGUGGCCGUGAUGACAGGGGCUGUGCUGCACUACCUCUCCAUCAUCACCAUGACCAAGGUCAACAGGCAUGUGGCCCUCUUUCUCUGUGACCUGGAGAAACCACGGACCUUCUCCCAGCGUGAGAACAACUUCACCAUAAAGUUCUUCAUCUUCCAGUUCUUCACAAACUUCUCCUCACUCAUCUACAUCGCGUUCUUCCUGGGGCGGAUCAACGGCCACCCAGGGAACUACGUGCGCAUCGCUGGCAAGUGGAGGCUGGAGGAGUGCCACCCCAGCGGCUGCAUCACCGACCUCUUCAUCCAGAUGGCCAUCAUCAUGAUGCUCAAGCAGACCAUCAGCAAUCUCGUGGAGUUCCUCGUCCCCUGGAUAGGCCACAAAAUACGCUCUAGGCAGAAGCGCCCCAAGAAGAGAAACAUGGUAGUGGGAGAAGAGGAAGAGCCUGAGGACCCCUGCAAAAAGCAGUGGCUGAGCAACUAUCAGCUCAGCAAGGUCAACAUCUUCAGCUUGUUUGAUGAGUUCUUGGAGAUGGUGAUCCAGUACAGCUUCACCACCAUUUUUGUGGCUGCCUUUCCCCUCGCCCCACUGCUGGCUUUCUGCAACAACCUCUUCGAGAUCCGUCUGGAUGCCAUCAAGAUGAUGCGGCUGCGCCGGCGCAUGGUGCCCAGGAAGGCCAAUGACAUCGGAAUCUGGCUGCAGGUCCUGGAGGCCAUUGGCAUCCUGGCUGUCAUCGGGAACGGACUUGUGAUUGCCAUCACGUCUGACUUCAUCCCUGUGCAGGUCUACAAGUACACGUACAGCCCCUGCAUGACGAAAAACAGCACUGCUGUGGACUGCCUGACCGGCUACAUCAACCACAGCCUCUCCGUCUUCCGCAUCCAGGACUUCGAGCACCACACAAAGCUGGCCGAAAAUCAGACAGACAUCAUCUGGGACAAGAUCACAGAGUGCAGGUACCGGGAUUACAGGAAUGCCGACGACUACAGCUACACCGUCCAGUUCUGGCACGUCUUCGCAGCCCGGCUUGCCUUCCUCAUCCUCUUUGAGCACGUGGCUCUGUGUGUCAAGCUGAUCGCAGCCUGGUACGUCCCCGAUGUGCCCCAGUCAGUUAAGAAUCACGUUCUGGAUGAGAAACACAGCAACCUUCGGAAAGAACUGAGCAUGAUGGAGUACUCCACUGAGGUGUAGCCUCCUCGCACUGCAGAGAGCAAGAAGCACGGACCUGAGCCCCUCUCCCCAGCCCGGCAGUGCCACAAGCACCGGAGGAACCACCACAGCACCGCUGGCAGAGACAGGCCACGUUCCCCCAACCUUGGACUUGAGCUGGGGAGUGACAAGGUGACGGCAGCUUCACAGAGCAGGAUGUUUUAUGACUUGCACAGCCAUGAGGAGGAAGAAAGUCUCAGUAGAGACAGGAAUGCUACCUGGGACACGGGCUGGGCGAGCGUGCUGCUGGUCUGCAGGAGGUGAUCGAGCUUCCCCAUCAGUCAUCGCCUUCACAUGCCACACAGCCUCGCAGGAAAAGGCAGCUACUUCAGUCCACAUUCCCUCUCACUCCUUGGCACCUUUUUCCUCUACCUUCAGUGACCUCCCUGCUCCUGUACCGUCAAGAAAAUUCAGUCCUUCCUCUCUCACACCAGCCAGCACAAUGCUCCUCUCGGCACAACUACCAUGUGGCUGCAACUCCAGCCCAGCACUUUCACAGGCUGGAAAAACAAACUCGUUAGCCUGAGUGGCUUUUGUAGUGGGCCCUGCCAAGUCACUGCACCUGCUCUGACUCGAUUACAUUCCCACCUCAGCUAGAAUGAGAGAAUGGUGAAUAAACACACUAACCACGCAGGUGCAAGCAGCCUCAUCUUCAGCUGCCAUGAGUCACUGUAGUCACACUGGAACCAUUCCCCCCUCCCCUCCUUUGCCAUCCACAUCACCCAAAGGAAUUGUCUACUCCACCCCCUCUUUUCUUCAUGUGGGUAAUCAAAAAAGGGCUGGAGCUGGACCACUUGUACCUAGCUCAGCAUUAGGGCUGGGGGAGAGGUGCUGGCUAGUGACAGGAUUAAAAGAAGUUGGUGCUUUGACCAUGCAUAGUGGGAAAAAAAAAUAAAUAAUUUGCUAGGGUAACAAAACAGCAUUAAGCUACACAGAAAAUCCAGAGUCACAGGGCUAGAAAGGGUUAUUUCUUGCUGCAAAACAGGCCCACUAGCCUAAACACAAGCCCUGCCAGCCUGAUAUUUCUUCCCCUCUUCCCUUACAGCUCUCCCUUCUACCUACAAACACAAGGGGGUUUUGUCUGUAGCAGAGCAGGGGCUACGUGCCACAGCUGGUCUGGUGUCACAGCCAUCACUGUGGAUUUUCAAAUAUUUAUUUCCAGUCUCUUUGCUUUGCUUACUGCCAGGCCUACCUGAAGAUUUACCAACUCAAGGUAGAGCUAUUUGCCUGAAAGGAACGAUGUGUUUGUUUGGCACUACACAGAAAUGAGAAUGUGCCCUCAAAUGUGGGAUCCUUCACUCAACGUUGGGUGCAGAAACAGCCUUUUGAUGCCUCUUGCCAUGUUAGACCUGUGUGCGGCAGCCUUGCUGAGUUGGGUUGGUAAACACAGGGAAACAAAUUUUCUCUCUCUUUUUUUUUUUUUUUCCUAACUUUGAUCCAUGAGGAAGACAGGAGCACAGGCUGGGGCGUUAUAGCUCAGUUUCCAGUUUUGUCAUGGUCCCUGUAAGCUCUGGGAAAAUCCACCGGGGAGUUUUAAAGCUGACCUCUGAAUUUUAGGGUCUUUUUCUUUAUGAGAACUGAAAACUUUUAACCAGUUUUGAAGUUUAACCUUCAGCUCCACACUUUCAUUAUCUCCUCUGUAAAAUGGAAAUACAAACCUCAGGUGAAUUGUGGGAAUGAACUCAAUAAAACGUGGGAGCUACAUGGGUAA